GCCACCAAAGAAUCAAUCACCUGCUACAUCACACCACCGUCGCACCAUGGCUGAGCCCACCGCCACCACUGCUACUCGUCCCCUCAAAGUCAUUGCUGGGGCGGAUUCGUUCGGCGCCGAACUGAAGGAUGCUAUGGUCGCUCACCUCCGCUCUCUCAACGUUGAUGUCGAGGACCUCGGUACCACCUCUUACUACAACGUCGGCGCGGAGGUAGGUCGCCGCGUCUCUUCCUCUGCUUCAGCUGAUUCCAAGGUUGAAACUCGCGGCCUUCUGGCUUGCGGUACCGGCGUCGGUGUGGCCAUCUUUGCUAACAAGUUCCCUGGCGUUUACGCGACCACCUGCACAAACCCUGCUGAUGCCCACGACACCCGUUCCAUCAACAACUGCAAUGUUCUCGCUCUCUCUGGGAAGUAUACCCCCGUGGAGAAAGCAGUUGAAAUCCUCACAACUUGGCUUGACACCCCCUUCAAAUCUCCCUGCCCUGCAUCUGGGUCUCAGCCCUGGCCACAAGAAAUUGCUGAUUUCUUCGAUCAAUCGCUUGUUGACAUGCCAAAAAUCGGUGCCCAACAAGAAUCAGAAGUCGAUUCUUGUGCUAUCUGUUGCCUGGUGAAAAACAGGGAACUGAAUCCCAUCGAUAUGAUUCCGGGUGGAUCAAUGAAGAUAUUGAGGGAGAGUCCCACAUCUGCUUUUGUUAGGUUUAAGGCAGGAAGCGUGGAGCCGGCACAUCACCAUACUUUUGGACAUGAUUUGGUUGUAACAAAAGGGAAGAAGAGUGUGUGGAAUUUGACUAAAGAGGCGAGGUACGAUUUGGUUGACGGGGAUUACUUGUUUACACCGGCUGGGGAUGUGCACAGGGUGAAGUAUUAUGAAGACACAGAGUUCUUCAUCAAGUGGGAUGGGCACUGGGAUAUGUUCUUUGACGAAGAUCUUGAGACUGCCAAGAGUGCUAUUGAGAAGGAACUGGCUAAUGGGUCUGUGAGAUUCUGAGAAAAUACUCAUGUUGGGUCUUCACAUUUCUGCAUGCUGCAUAUAUGUUUCUAUGUUGUGUGAUAUGUCUUUUUCCAUUGUUGUGAAUGUUUGCUUUUUGGUGAUAGUGUCUAAGUAUGCAACUUGAAGAGGAUGAUGCUCCAGGCUAGCGGGAGGAAGAAAUAAAGGGUCUGUAGUCUGUGUAACAGAACAAGUAUGUACGAUAAAUGAGCUUACCUUUACUUAUGAAUGUUACAUUUCCCAUGUUAUAUAUAUCAGCUCUGCUCUUUUUGCUUUAUUUGUGAUGUUAGUUGUCUGCUAUGGUGCAUAUUCUUUAUUGUUUACUUAUUCAGUAGCUUCAUAAAUGAUAAUACUGCUA
Molecule: messenger RNA, 1346 nt
Organism: Rubroshorea leprosula
Lineage: Eukaryota; Viridiplantae; Streptophyta; Magnoliopsida; Malvales; Dipterocarpaceae
Source: the annotation of a GenBank genome assembly